This is a messenger RNA of Struthio camelus australis, 526 nucleotides long. Its product is annotated as placenta-specific gene 8 protein. Lineage: Eukaryota; Metazoa; Chordata; Aves; Struthioniformes; Struthionidae. The record is from RefSeq and is a predicted model, not a curated record. Gene Ontology annotation, biological process: positive regulation of transcription by RNA polymerase II.
AUGAGAGUCUCGAAGAGUCAAAAAGUUGAGUUUCAUCUUCCACAUAAGGCUUUAUAUACAGGAGCAGAGGCAGGCAAGAGCCCUGCUCAUGAGGGAGACUGUUCUGCAGGACCGGCUGCGUGCUCCUGUGAGCGAGAAGAUCCAGGUGAUCUGAAGGAACUAGAGAUGGCCUCUCUGCCUGUUGUUACAACCCAGCCUCAAUAUGGCGUGCCUGUUUCAUCCAUAUCGAGAAACACGUGGCAGACAGGGCUGAUGGACUGUUGCACUGACUGUGGCGUGUGCCUCUGCGGGACGUUCUGCUUUCCUUGUCUUGGAUGUCAGGUGGCUGGGGAUAUGAGCGAGUGCUGCUUGUGCGGUACCAGCGUGGCGAUGAGGACCCUCUACCGCACCAGAUACAGUAUCCCGGGGUCCAUUUGCUCUGACUUCUGCAUCACCCUGUGUUGUCCUGUGUGCUCUGUUUGUCAAAUAAAGAGAGAUAUUAACAGGAGGAGAGCACUUGGCAUAUUCUGGUAAGUUUGGCUGAUUG